CAAGUGCUGCGGAUUGGUCGCGCACCCUCAGAGCCGCCGCUCACCUCCUCCGCUGUCGUCUCGAGCAGCUGCUGUCUUUGUCCCGUCGCCGCUGCCAUGCCACGGGGAAGCCGCAGUGCGGCCGCCCGGCCAGCCAGCCGCCCAGCCCAUCCUCCCGCGCACCCACCGCCCUCUGCGGCCGCCCCGGCUCCUGUCCCCUCGGGCCAGCCGGGCCUCAUGGCACAGAUGGCGUCCACAGCCGCGGGGGUGGCCGUGGGUUCAGCUGUGGGACACGUCGUGGGCAGUGCCCUGACCGGCGCUUUCAGCGGGGGAAGCUCAGAGCCUGCCCAGCCUGCUGCCCAGCAGGCCCCCGCCCGUGCUGCCCCCCAGCCCCUACAAAUGGGGCCCUGCUCUUAUGAGAUCAAGCAAUUCCUGGACUGCUCCACCACUCAGAGUGACCUGACCCUGUGUGAGGGCUUCAGCGAGGCCCUAAAGCAGUGCAAAUACAACCACGGUCUGAGCUCCCUGCCUUGAAGAGUCCUCCUCGGCCCCAGCCCCUCACCGACAGCCGGAACAUGAUGAGAUUGUUGUACCUGGGAGAGGAAGGUGCGGGUUUCUUACCCCACAGACAACACAAGAUGCAAAUGUGCAAUUAAAGAGUUUAUUUUAGACCACA
Jaculus jaculus (lesser Egyptian jerboa) is the source of this 655-nucleotide messenger RNA. RefSeq names its product coiled-coil-helix-coiled-coil-helix domain containing 10 (gene Chchd10). Lineage: Eukaryota; Metazoa; Chordata; Mammalia; Rodentia; Dipodidae. Gene Ontology annotation, biological process: mitochondrion organization. The transcript has 4 exons. Gene Ontology annotation, cellular component: nucleus; mitochondrion. The coding region runs from base 97 to 513 and encodes 138 amino acids. The record is from RefSeq and is a predicted model, not a curated record.